AUGGUCUUAGACCCGAAUUCGACGGAGGAUCCGAUGAAGGAUAUUAUGCGAAUGAUUGAGACCGUUUACAACAAGGCGUGUAAUCAACGAGAGCUCCGAUGCGAUCAACGACCAUUUCAUAUCUUACUGAUGGGUUACGGAUUUCUAGUUGUGUUUCUUCUAGCGAUGUUUGGUAAUUGUAUCAAUUUGCUGAUCUAUAAUUCCGAUCAAAUUCGUUACUAUAUAGCAAUUCGUAUGCUCUGCACACGAUUGUUGAUGAACACGUUGGCGAUGUUAUUUCUACUGCCACAAGCGCUUCGUACGGUUGGCGCAUGGGAAGUGAAUUCCGCCGCCGAUGCCGUCUACUGGGGUUAUUAUCCGUAUCAAGCGUAUUUUGUCAAUGUUUUCGGAUUUUGUGCAAUGUGGUUAACGGUUCUGAUGACUGGUGAGUGCUAUCUGCAUGUGUUCUUUCCGGCUCACUCAAAAUCAUUAUGCACAAAGAGGAAUCUGUCGAAAAGUUAUGUUGUGAUUGGUGUUGCCGGACUCCUCUUAGCGUUGAUUUAUCCGUUGAACCGUUCCGUUUCCGUUGUUGUGGAUUCUUGUGAUCGAGUAAUAAUUCAGAUCAUCUCCAGUGACUCACCAUUGAUGACGUUGAUCGAACGCUUACACACAAUCGCUAAUCUUCUAUUCUCCAUUUUGAUCCCGAUGUCACUUCUCGUAUUCAUGACCAUCUCAGUUGUUUGGAAACUCGUAUUGCGAAAAUCUGAAUUCCCCAAUACCAGUCAUUUUACGUCUGAGAAGAGGUGCGUCACUCGAAUUACGUUGAUCACAACAAGUUUACAGCUACUUGCCGAACUUCCACCAAUUCCCGUAUUCAUCUAUGCAGCAAUUUCCGGACCACAUGUAAUCAACGAGAUUCCGGUAUGCGUAUGGAAUACGGUCGGCAUAUUCCUUGGCUUAUGCAAUAUGAGUCUAUCAUUUUUCGUCUAUGUGAUGCUUUCGCAGAAAUUUCGUCAGAUGGUUUACAGCCGUCUCCACGAAUUAUCUGUACGUUUCCUACCGUGUUGCUCGACUAUCAAUUCUAAAUUGUCCUAUCAAACGGAACCAUACGGACAACGGACUUUUCUCAACGUUCGGAAAGGAAGUGAGUCAGGUUAUUUGACCGAAUCGUAUCUGAUGACGGAACGAUCGCUAUCAGCACACGAAGAUGCAUUUCUGUGA
Molecule: messenger RNA, 1200 nt
Organism: Necator americanus (New World hookworm)
Lineage: Eukaryota; Metazoa; Nematoda; Chromadorea; Rhabditida; Ancylostomatidae
Exons: 10
Coding region: 1-1200 (399 amino acids)
Biological process (GO): G protein-coupled receptor signaling pathway
Cellular component (GO): membrane
Molecular function (GO): G protein-coupled receptor activity
Source: RefSeq, a predicted model, not a curated record